Messenger RNA from Asparagus officinalis (garden asparagus), 2339 nucleotides. RefSeq names its product crossover junction endonuclease MUS81. Gene Ontology annotation, molecular function: DNA binding; crossover junction DNA endonuclease activity; 3'-flap endonuclease activity. Gene Ontology annotation, biological process: resolution of meiotic recombination intermediates; DNA catabolic process; mitotic intra-S DNA damage checkpoint signaling. NCBI's taxonomy places the organism in Eukaryota, Viridiplantae, Streptophyta, Magnoliopsida, Asparagales, Asparagaceae. Bases 199 to 2058 code for a protein of 619 amino acids. Gene Ontology annotation, cellular component: Holliday junction resolvase complex; nucleus. The transcript has 15 exons. The record is from RefSeq and is a predicted model, not a curated record.
UUCGCGAGGAAAGAGUCGUUCUGUCUUCUCGCUCCUUCGCCAUUUGCCUCAAUUCGAAUGGCAAUGGCGGGUUAACGCUUUGAAAACCCUAGAGUACGGACUCUCCCUCUUCUCGCUCCCCAAUCCAAAACCCUAACCCUAAAAUUCCCUCCCAAAAUAAAAACCUCUGAAAUCUAGUCUUCCAAUCAACCACCCACAAUGGAGAACACGUGGCCAGUCCGCUGUCCUGAGAACGAGGAGAUCGCUCUCUACCUCUUGAAGAAGCGGCAGGAAAUGGCGAAGCCCAAUGGAAUCGCAGAGAACCUCGACAUGACGCUCUCCAACGCUUAUCGAAGUAUCUGCAGUUCCAAAAAUCCCAUCAAGACCAUGAAGGAUCUCUCAAAGAUCAAGGGUGUGGGGAAGUGGAUAUUGAGGAUUAUGAAGGGUUUUUUCCCUGAUUCUCCUGCUCCUUUGGAGGUUUCACCGUCAAAGGGAAAGAAGACAAAAGGACCCAAACGUUAUGUUCCCCAAAAGAAUUCAGUAGCGUAUGCCUUGUUAAUUACCCUUUAUAGAGAAAUGGCAAACGGUAAUAGUUUUAUGAAGAAGCAGGAACUCAUUGAUGCUGCUGAAGCUAGUGGGCUUUCACGAACUGCUAUUGGACCAGAUAAAUCUAAAGGAAAACCUGGACAAUUUGUGAGUUCAGGUAGGGAUUGGUAUACUGGAUGGAGCUGCAUGAAGACAUUGGUGUCAAAAGGAUUAGUAGUGAAAUCAAGCUGCCCAGCAAAAUACAUGCUAACUCAAGAAGGCCAAGAAGCUGCACGUGAAUGCAUCCUGAGAUCUGGUUUAAAUGAUUCUUCUGCACUGUUGACUGCAAUAAAUGGAUCUCAAAGCUCUCUUGAUCAGCAAACAGUAUCACAUUUGGAUUCCGCUGUCACUGAAAGAAAAGCAAGGUUUUCCUUUAGUAGUUCAAGCUGUCAAAAGGAAUUGAAUGAUGUUUCUAGGAAAUUUGGGGAUGACAUAGUGGUUUCUUCUGAUUCUGACUCCAUUCCUGCGGAACUUGAGAGUUAUUCUGCAACUGCAGAAUUUAGUACUUUCUCUUCCAUGGAUACAGGUAACAAGAAAGGUUUUAUUUCUGCUGCUGCUUAUCAUGAAAAUACACUCCAUAAUAAUGUAGCUACGAGUUCUUUCAAUCUGAGGGGUUGCACUUCACAUGAUGUUCCUGUUAAAAAAUCAAUAGAUGUGGGCACAGAGGUAAAAGAUGCAAACAUUUUGGCGAUGCCACCUCGAAGUUUUGGGGAGAACUUUGAAGAGACCUAUGAUGUUAUCUUGAUAUUGGAUGAUCGUGAAAACUUUGGAUCCCGUUCAAGAAAAGUUGUGGAUAACAUACGCUCUCAGUUCAAAGUUUUUGUUGAGAUUAGACGCUUGCCUGUUGGAGAUGGUAUCUGGAUUGUUAGACAUAAACAGUCCAAUAAAGAAUAUGUGCUUGAUUUUAUUGUUGAAAGGAAAAAGGUUGAUGAUCUUUGCAGUUCUAUACGAGAUAAUCGGUACAGAGAUCAAAAAUUGAGGUUACAGAGAUGUGGGCUGCAAAAGCUGAUAUAUCUCGUGGAAGGCGAUCCUAAUUCGUUGGAAGCUGCAGAAAGCAUCAAAACAGCUUGCUUCACAACUGAAAUAUUGGAAGGUUUCGACGUCCAAAGGACUAGUGGCUUUGCAGAUACAGUGAGAAAAUAUGGUCAUCUGACAAAAUCAAUAGCUCACUAUUACAGCACAUAUUUUUCCAGUGAAAAAACUAGAACAAAUGUGGUUUGCCCCAGCUACAGUGACUUUGUUAAGAAGUGCCAGGAUCUUGAGAAGAUGACUGUUACUGAUGUAUUUGCUCUACAACUAAUGCAGGUUCCUCAGGUAACAGAGGAGAUUGCCCUUGCUGUUACAGAUAUGUAUCCAACACUUCUCUCACUUGCUCGAGCAUACUCUCGUCUUGAGGGUGACAUUCGCGCCCAGGAGGAUAUGCUGAAAAAUCAAUGUGAAGUUAUAAGUUGGGGUGCUAGCAAGAACAUCUACAAGCUGGUUUGGGGCUGCUGAUAAAUCUUCUGAUUUUGAAUUUGUAGAUCUUCUUUACUCUGGAAUCCAAGCAUGUCAUUGUCUCAAUGACUGCUGUUAUAUUGUAAAAUGUUGUGUAUAUGCCAUUAUUUCUAGCAAAAUGUAUUACGUAGCCUUUUCCAAUUAAUACGUUCUGGUUUUCCUGUUAUGAAUGUAAAUGGUUAUGUAUUAGUUCACACAAUUAUCUGCUUUUGCUUUGUAAAACGGGAUGGUCAGUGUUUUAUCAGGAUACAUUGUGAUAUGGAUAAUUAUAAUUUACCAUG